Molecule: messenger RNA, 1122 nt
Organism: Fonsecaea nubica
Lineage: Eukaryota; Fungi; Ascomycota; Eurotiomycetes; Chaetothyriales; Herpotrichiellaceae
Exons: 4
Coding region: 1-1122 (373 amino acids)
Source: RefSeq, a predicted model, not a curated record
AUGUCAAGAAUUCAAGGCGAACGAGUCUUCUGUCACCAAUGCCAGAACGAAUGGGAUCGAGCGCACGGAGGACUCACCUGCCCCCGAUGUGAAGGAGACUUCACAGAAAUUCUCGAACCCGGCGAGGCCCAGUCUAGCCAUGAUUUUGACCGGUCUUCGUCCCCAUCCUUGCCCGUCGAACCCCCGUCAUCGACCCCCAGCAGUUUCGAUGACUACGCUGCGCUACGAAACCAUAACCCUUGGUCUGAAGACGCAAACGACGAUAUCGGGACAGAUGUCACAACGUUCGAGUUGACAACCACCGGCGGAGGUGGAAGAAUGGUUCUCAGCACCCGCACAUGGAGGAGUGAUGGGCGCAAUGUACGAACAGAUGAGCUAUAUGAAGUGAAUGAUGAGAUAGGACAAGUGCUUACCCGGCUGGAUGAACUACAGGAUCAAGGCAUGCUUCCUCCCAUGUUCAAUCUAGAUCCCUUCGGAUUCCCGCGAGGGCAAGGCGUUGGCGGAAGGGACGACCCUCAUCUCCAUUUGCAGCCAGCGGGCUUACAAGAUCUUUUCUCCCUCAUAUUUCAAUCAAUGCAACCAGAAGGCUUUCAUACUCCAGACACCGACGACAGACGAAGGGGAGGCCCGGCCCCUCUGCCAUUCGACCUUCUCCAUCAAAUGCUCAACCCGGCCAAUGCUCGAGCAGGGGACAUGGUGUACAGCCAGGAAGCCUUCGAUCGGGUUAUGACGCAGCUCAUGGAACAACACAACACAAGUACUGCACCUCCGCCAGCAUCAGAAGAAGCCAUUCUAUCUCUCAAAAAGAAGAAAGUAGAUCGAGAAAUGUUAGGCGACGAAGGGAAGGCUGAGUGUUCAAUAUGCAUGGACAAUGUUGAGUUGAACAACGAGAAGACCGCCAGCGGCCGGGAAUUUCAAGGCGGAGACACAGCCGGCGAGCCUCUUCGAUGUCAAGUCCACGUGCCUAUGCUCCCCCUGAAAGCGAUCGAUUCAACCCUGCACCGCUUCCAGAAAGUCCCCGCACGAUACGAGAAGCCAGAGAGUCCUACUAUGGGCGGAGACAAGACUACGAUAUGCAACACCCUGAAACCCACCGUCACUCAAGCAUGCAAAGUGACCUAA